AUGGAAAGGACCAUCAAUAACGUAAUACCAAUAAUGAUCAUAUUUACCAAAGUAAGACUAAUCUACCUGAUUUGGGACAAAAAGCAUCAUUUCACGCUUUACACAAUGCAUAGUGGCAACAAUUUAUUUUUUGCAGUUAAACAAGCAAAUUAUCAUUUCACAAUCUACAGAAAUAACAAAAAAAAAUUGUAUAUCACCGACUUCAAAUGCUGUAUGGAAUUUGUACAUAUGGAUCAACUCUCAUCCACACCACCAAACAGAGCACACACAUGGAAAGAUAUUAGCAGUGCUCUUUAUGAUGGUUUGGAAGUGAUACCAACACGCCAUGUCAGCCCUCGAACCAAAUCAAGAAAUCAUUCCAAUUGCAGUGUAGACGUUGUUGAUACAAUCAUAAAAGGAAAUUACGCUUCUUGUAUGGAAAAGGAAAUUAUGGAACAACCGAAAAGUAUUGCACAAACUAUGUUAGGUCGAGUAGAUUUUGAUAACUUUGAAGUGAACUUGAAAGGUCUUGAUGGUUAUUUGGAGGAAAUCAUAAGGAGUCGAAGAAUCAUCUUGAUUGGUGCUGCUUCUAGUUAUCACGUUGCUUUAGCGUGUCGGCAAACCAUAGAAGAGCUUUCAGAGCUUCCCGUGUUCGUUGAAUUGGCCAGUGAUUUUUUAGACCGUGAAGUACCAAUUUUUCGUGAUGAUGUAUGUAUUUUAAUCAGUCAGUCAGGAGAAACAAGUUCUGUCCUAAAGGCUUGUUUGUAUUGUAAAAAACAUGACGCUUUAGUGAUGGGAAUAACCAAUGAAGAAAACAGUCGUUUAUCAGAUGAAACUCACUUCGGUAUUUCGGUCAACGCUGGUGUUGAAAUGGGAAUCACAAGCACUAAGACUUACACAAGCCAAUUUUUAGUUUUAGUAAUGUUUGCAUUGAGAUUAGCUGGAGACAAGAAAUCGAAAAAGGCUCGAAUUCAAAAUAUUAUUUCCGAAGCAAAACUGUUGCCUGAGAAAAUUGAUAAAGUUUUUAAUUUGUGCAAAUCUUUGAAGCAGCUAGCGGAAAGUCUACAGCAUAAACCAAGCAUUUUAAUUUUAGGUAGAGGGUACCAACAAGCCACUAGUUUGGAAGGUUCUUUCAAAUUUAAAGAGGUUGUUAAUAUCCAUUCUGAAGGUAUUCAUUCUGGCGAACUAAAGCAUGGUCCGCUUGCUUUAAUUUGUGAAGAAAUGCCAAUUAUUAUGAUAAUUAUGAGAGAUGCCAUUUAUGAUAAAUGUAUAAAUGCGAUAGAGCAAGUCCGAGCACGAGGUGGGAAGCCUAUUGUUGUUUGCGAAGAAGGUGACGAAGCCACAAGUAACCUUGCACAUACUUCAAUAUGUAUACCUAAAACUGUCGAUUGUUUGGCAGGCAUAUUAGCAGUCAUUCCAUUUCAGUUACUGGCAAUGCAUUUGGCUGUUUUACAUGGUAGCUUUAGUGAAUCAACGUUAGAAUGUUUCAAUUUCAGUACUAUCUUAAUAACAUACCCCACCAUUUUCCUGUUGUUAGAUGUUAACCUUGUAUGGUAUCGUUAG
Molecule: messenger RNA, 1542 nt
Organism: Hydractinia symbiolongicarpus
Lineage: Eukaryota; Metazoa; Cnidaria; Hydrozoa; Anthoathecata; Hydractiniidae
Product: glutamine--fructose-6-phosphate aminotransferase [isomerizing] 1-like
Exons: 7
Coding region: 1-1542 (513 amino acids)
Biological process (GO): protein N-linked glycosylation; UDP-N-acetylglucosamine metabolic process; fructose 6-phosphate metabolic process
Molecular function (GO): L-glutamine:D-fructose-6-phosphate transaminase (isomerizing) activity; carbohydrate derivative binding
Source: RefSeq, a predicted model, not a curated record